UAAAAAAAAAAAAGAUUGGCGUUUCAGGAGAAUCGAACUGGGAUCUAGAGCUCUCCAAAACAGACAGAAAUCACUACGCCGUAGAUGCUUUUGUUGAAGCUGUAUUUUUUCUUUAAAGAAGAGCAUCCAUCUAUCUCCCCUCAUCUUCUCGAUCGUUGGAACCCUAGUUUCUGUGAGCGUAAACCCUAGGGACUACGAUUCUACGAUUCACUGAAUUUUUUCGAGAUUUCAAGCUUAGCUUCUUCUAAGGACUGAGAGAGUGUGUUGAAUCAUAAACAGGCUCAUGGAUAUAUAUUUCGAUGACAAAUCCUCGGAUCUUGCUGCAACUGCUGCUAGGGCUGGUGCAAAGUUUAAGCCAAAUCCUAGACAACGGUUGAGGAAGCAAGCCUCUGUUUCUACAUCCCGAACACUCUCUACCGAUGCCAGUGAUACGCCUGCAUUUCUUGAUGAUCCCAUAACACAAGCUACAGAAAUGUUGCUACCAGAGGAAGAAGAAGAACUUGUAGACAUGGAAACUUUUAACAUUGUACAGGAGGGCAGCAAUGCAAAUGGCCAACAUACUGAAAAGCUCAAACCAAAGCGGAAACUCCACGGCAAUGUGAUUGAAGAACAGAAUCACGGUGUGAACAAAGAAGCAUGUGAGCCUCAUCACUCUACUGAAGAGAUUGUUGAUUUAUCAACAGGCCCUAGUGAUACUGUGAAUGGGGAUGAGCCAAGAGAUGAAGCUAUCAUUAUGAAUGCUAACUCUUAUGCAGAUUUACAUGAAGAAAUAUUUCCCCAAGUUUCUCAAAAAACGGUUCCUGAGAUGGCUGCCAGAAAUUCUUCUCGUGGAUUGGAACACGAGGACCGGGUUGAAUCUGCUAGUAGCAACACAGUUGCAGGAGAAAAUGGUUGUAUUGCAGAAGAACAAUCUGGAAGAGAAAGAAAUGUGCGCAAGUCAAGGAGAGCUGAAGCAGAGAAAAGUAGAGCUGCUCAAAAGCGGAAGAAAACCAGUGACGAACCAAAUCAAUGUAGCCAAGAACCUCAGAAGAAGAAGUUCAAGCAUUCUACUCCUCGACAGAAGAGAACAUGAAUUACUUGAAAUCCCUGAUGAUGAAAUCCGAUUCUUGCCUAUUAAAGACUUGCUCCGGCUUGUUGAUUAUAAAGAAUGGUUAGAGAAAAAGGAAGCAAAAAGAAGAGAAGGAUCUCAGACCCAAGAAAGUGUUUCAUGCAGUACUAGCAAAGCAUCUGAUAACAAGUGUAGAACCGGUGAAACAGAGACUUGUGUAGCACACAAUAGAAUUGCAAAAACCUUUUGCCUUUUA
Eutrema salsugineum is the source of this 1304-nucleotide messenger RNA. RefSeq lists its product as uncharacterized. The coding region runs from base 284 to 1072 and encodes 262 amino acids. The transcript has 9 exons. NCBI's taxonomy places the organism in Eukaryota, Viridiplantae, Streptophyta, Magnoliopsida, Brassicales, Brassicaceae. The record is from RefSeq and is a predicted model, not a curated record.